AUGGAAGAAAAGUCAAGUAGCAAUAAGAAACGAAAGAUUGAAGAUGAAUCUAAAAUCGAAAAAGAAAAUUCAUCACAUGACUCGGAAUCGUUACGUGAUGAGGGUGUAGAAAAGAAGAAAUCAUUGUCUGAUAAUGAGAUGACCAAGUGGAUGCUUCAAUGCAAUAAGUCCUACGAACUCAGCAAUCUCAUUGAUGAAAUUGCAUUUCAAAGAAUCAAGAUUGAAGAUGAAAAUUAUAAUGAAUUUUUAAAAAAACUUCUUCGUUUUUAUGAAAUUAAACAUACUAUACUAAAUGAAAGUGAGAAAGAGCUUCCGAAGAAAAAAACAGCUCAAAACUAUGAAUGGUUGUCAAAUGUUCAUCAGGGACCUUUGAAGGAAGAUAUAAUCCUCAGGAAUCAUGAAGAUUGCUAUCACAUUGAUGGUUACGAUACAAGUUUUGUUGAGAUGUGGGAUACAGUCUAUGGAUUUCCAUAUAACACCGAGCAAGAUAUUGAUGCGAUAAUCAGAUUGACAAGUGAACAAUUUGAUAUCAAGCUUAGUUUGCAAGAAGUCAAGUAUUUAUUUUCCGAUAAUAUGAGAAAUAAAUUUUAUAUUUGCGAAACGCGGGAGUUUAAAAUUGAUAGUUUAAAAUACUUAAGAAUUACUCAUUUAGAUUAUUCAAAUUUUCGGGAUAGUAUUGAUUUUUAUAUUUAUUAUAUGUUAGAGGAUAUUUUUGGAAAGUUGAGAAUGAAGAUUGAGAUGGAAAAGUGUCUGAAAAAAUUAAAAAGAUCAUCAUAA
This is a messenger RNA of Acaulospora morrowiae, 777 nucleotides long. NCBI's taxonomy places the organism in Eukaryota, Fungi, Glomeromycota, Glomeromycetes, Diversisporales, Acaulosporaceae. The record is from the annotation of a GenBank genome assembly.